Adineta ricciae is the source of this 1398-nucleotide messenger RNA. The record is from the annotation of a GenBank genome assembly. Lineage: Eukaryota; Metazoa; Rotifera; Eurotatoria; Adinetida; Adinetidae.
AUGGCAACAAAUCGUUCAGUGCCCAUUGUUGUCAUUUCAUCGGAAAACAUUCCAAAUAAAAUUCGUAAUAUCGAUGAUAUCGAAUAUGAAUUAUCACAGAAUUGUUCAGCACUUAAAUCAACACCGUCAAGAAAAAGUAAAGGUCGAUCGUUAAUCAAAUAUAAAAGUGCUCCACCAAUUCCGAAUAUAACGGAUGAAAAUAAUGAUAUAAACGAGCAUGAAAUUACACGUUUCCAUGUUAUUUCACAUAUUUUACCUCGAUUUCCUGUUCGCCACGGAAUUCUCAAACACAAACGUAAACAUACAUCAAAGAAGAAGAUUCUCACCGAGAAAACAUCGGAUAACAUUAUGCAACAAGAAAACAUGGAUAAAAUCCUUCUCGAACCAAAUCUGUCCAAUGACGAUGUUGACUCGGCGAAGAAGAAAAAAUUCAAAAGCAGUCUGAUUCAAUUGACGCCCGAUGAUCUUCAUCUAACAGCAAUGAAAAACCAAGAGAAAGCCUAUCAUGGCAAGACAAGUGAAUACUUAAUGGUGGAUAUUCUUCAUGGUAAUGAAUUCGAAGAAUGGUUCCGAUACUUAAGAGCGGGAUUUAAUAUUCUCCUUCAUGGUGUUGGUUCGAAGAAGUCUCUGCUUUCACUUUUUUUCAAGAAGUACUUGAAGAAUGAAUAUCUCACCUUCAUUAUUCACGGCUUCAUGCCAAACACUUCCAUCAAACAAGUUCUUCAAACAUUGUGCUCAUGUCCAGAGAUAAAUAUCAAUGCAGCAAGUAAUAACGACGAGUGUAUGCAAGAUUUUAUUAAGCGAGUGGAAGAGAAGAAAUUACAUGUUUAUUUGUUGAUUAAUAAUAUCGAUGGAAUCAAUUUUCGUAAUAGUAAUAUCCAAAAUUUAUUUAAAUUAGCAGCGCAAUCUCAAUACAUUCAUAUACUUGCUACGAUUGAUCAUAUACAUGGACCGUUAAUUUGGAAUCAGCAAAGUCUUACCAGUUUCCGGUGGAUAUGGUACGCUAUCCACACGUGGUUACCCUACAUUGAUGAAACAACCAAUGAAAGACUUAAUACAAUCCGGUCCAAGACAAGUCAAUUGUCAAUUAGUGCUGUCGAACAUGUUAUCGAAAGUUUAACACCGAACGCUCGUCGUAUCUUCCGGUUACUUGUGGAAGCUUUCUUGGCUAACGUUAGUGCCAAAGAUUACGAAGGCAUGAAAUUUACUGAAUUAUAUGAACAAUGUAAACGUUCUUUUUAUGUUAAUAAUGAACAAAACCUUCGUUUACAAUUAAUCGAAUUCAUCGAUCAUCGUCUAGUCAAGCUUGGUAAAAGUGCAACUGACGGACAGGAAAUCGUGCGAUUAUUAAUUGCCGAACAGGAUAUUGUCAAACAAUUGUUAGAUAAACUCAAUUAA